UGAUUGGUCGAAACAACGCGAAAAAUUUGUUUCCUUUUAAUACAAUAAAAUUUCGACGAUUGAAAAUAAGUUCGAGAUAUUUGUCGUUGACGCCUGUUGACGCCCCGAUUAUUAGAUAUCGAAUUAAGUUGAAGGAAUUGCCGGAUCUGACUCAGCCAGAGGGGAUCAGGUUUAUUGAAUUCAUCAACUCGUAAGCUGAAAUCGCUGGAAUAGUCAAAUUAGUGAACUGGAGUUUGCUGGUUGAUAUAUCGUGUUGUUUCAUAUCUUCUUUCUACUACUCUUUGCCAAAUAAAAUAGAAAAGUACAAAACAAAUUUUGACAACUUUGUAAUAGCCGAGUAUCCAACGUGAAUGCGAAUGUUGAAUCGAAAUUUGUGAAUUAUCUUUCGCAAGUAUGUCGGGAACACUAAAGCCCUAUUUGACAGCAGUUAGGCGUACGCUUACUGCUGCUAUGUGUCUGGAAAACUUUUCUUCUCAAAUCGUUGAAAAACAUAACAAACCUGAAGUAGAAGUAAGAGCGAGCAAAGAACUGCUUUUAACACCUAUCUUGAUAAGUAGAAAUGACAAGGAAAAAGUAUUGAUUGAAUCCAGUAUAAACAGUAUGAGAAUAAGUAUUGCUGUCAAACAAGCUGAUGAUUUAGAAAAAAUUCUUUGUCAUAAUUUUACAAGAUUUAUGACAAUGAGAGCCGAACACUUUAUGAUACUCAGAAGAAAACCAAUAGAGGGUUAUGAUAUCAGUUUCUUAAUUACUAAUAUUCAUGUAGAACAAAUGUACAAACAUAAAAUAGUAGAUUUUGUUAUUCACUUUAUGGAAGAAAUUGAUAGAGAAAUCAGUGAAAUGAAAUUAUCAGUUAAUGCCAGAGCACGCAUAUGUGCAGAAGAAUUUCUAAAAAGGUUUUAAUGUGUUUAUUAUCGACCAUUACCAAUAUAUCAAUAAUUAGGAGAAUCAUGAGAUAUACAACAACGAUGUUGUCCAAUGGGAUUAUUAUACAACUUUUAAAAAUAAUUUUUGGACAAAACAUUAGGAGACAUUUUUAUAAUGUAUCUAGUAAUGUAUCCUUAUGCCACUUACAUUAUUUCAUGUUAAAUGGAUUGGUAUAUAAAUCAUUACUGUUAGAGACUUGAUUGAAAUCUUGUUAUAUGCAAUAUAGGUAAUAUUAAAAAUGAGAAUAUUACUUAAACUUUUGUAAAGAAUAUUUUUCAGGUAUUUGUUUAUAAUGAAACUUGUAUAAAUCUGAAACUAAGAAUUCAUAUUGAAUAAAUUAUGAAAAAAUGA
Messenger RNA from Pogonomyrmex barbatus (red harvester ant), 1275 nucleotides. It is a transcript of the gene Arpc4, whose product is annotated as Actin-related protein 2/3 complex, subunit 4. Gene Ontology annotation, biological process: actin filament polymerization; Arp2/3 complex-mediated actin nucleation. The record is from RefSeq and is a predicted model, not a curated record. Gene Ontology annotation, cellular component: Arp2/3 protein complex; actin cytoskeleton. Gene Ontology annotation, molecular function: actin filament binding. NCBI's taxonomy places the organism in Eukaryota, Metazoa, Arthropoda, Insecta, Hymenoptera, Formicidae.